Fusarium tjaetaba is the source of this 1512-nucleotide messenger RNA. RefSeq names its product hydroxymethylpyrimidine phosphomethylpyrimidine kinase 2. The transcript is spliced from 11 exons. Gene Ontology annotation, cellular component: cytosol. Gene Ontology annotation, molecular function: phosphomethylpyrimidine kinase activity; hydroxymethylpyrimidine kinase activity. Bases 1 to 1512 code for a protein of 503 amino acids. NCBI's taxonomy places the organism in Eukaryota, Fungi, Ascomycota, Sordariomycetes, Hypocreales, Nectriaceae. The record is from RefSeq and is a predicted model, not a curated record. Gene Ontology annotation, biological process: thiamine biosynthetic process.
AUGGUCCAAGGGCGAGUGCUUGUCAUCGCGGGGUCAGACAGUUCGGGCGGAGCUGGACUUGAAGCGGACCAGAAAGUCAUUGCUGCUCAUGGCUGCUACGCCAUGACGGCCACUACGGCUCUUACUGCGCAGAACACCCAAGGCGUCAAGGGCAUUCAUGUCAUUCCAACCGAGUUUGUCUCUCAGCAGAUCGACGCUUGUGUUGAAGAUGUCGGUGUCGAUGUUGUCAAGACUGGCAUGCUUGCUUCUACAGAGACAAUAGAGAUGGUUGCAAAGACCAUGGUCAAGCAUAGCAUCCCAUCGCUUGUCGUGGAUCCAGUCAUGGUUUCGACUUCUGGUGCAACACUCCUCCCCAAUGAAGCCAUCCAGCAUCUCUGCAAGCACCUUCUACCGCACACUACGGUCCUCACACCAAACAUUCCUGAAGCUAUUCUUAUCCUUUCCCAAAAUAGUCAAGAAGCCCCCGAGGUUCGCAGUGUACAAGACCUUGAGACUGUAGCUCAACGAAUCCAAGCUCUUGGUCCAAAGUGGGUGCUUGUCAAGGGCGGACACCGACCCAUGAAGGAGGACUUGACUGUGGCCGAGACAGAAGAGGAGAGGAGUAUUGUUGUGGAUGUUCUUGUUGGUGGUGAUGGUGAAGUUGUCAGAGUCAAGAGCCCGUACCAGGCGAGCUCAAGUACCCACGGCACCGGAUGCUCUUUGGCGUCGGCCAUCGCAUCAAACUUGGCCAAGGGUCUUGAUACACCAACGGCUGUUCGAUCAGCGUGCCGAUACAUUGAAGCUGCCAUUCGAACAGCACCUGGUCUUGGUAAGGGGCAUGGUCCUCUGAACCACUUCCACUCGACCUAUACUCUUCCAUUUGCUCCCGGCUACUUCAUCGAGUGGCUUCUCGAGCGCCCUGAUGUCCGUGACGUCUGGAAGGAGUUUGUUUACCAUCCUUUCGUCAUGGCCAUGGGUGACGGAACCCUGCCUCUCGAAUCCUUCAAGGGAUAUAUCAUUCAAGAUUACCUAUACUUGAUUCACUUUUCACGUGCCAAUGCUCUGGCUGCCUACAAGGCGCAAAACAUUGAGGAUAUUUCUCGCGCAACAGAAAUUGUUCAGCAUAUCAUGCAUGAACUGAAGCUCCAUACCUCGUACUGCGAGAGCUUCGGCGUCUCCAUUGAGCAGAUCCGUGCUACGCCAGAGAAACAGGGCAAGUUUAAGCAGGCUCAUAACGGCGAUUGGCUUGGUCUUCAAAUGGCUCUUGCUCCCUGCCUCCUUGGUUAUGGUGCCGCAGCCAAGAUGCUUCAUGACCAUGAGAAGACUGUUCGCGAGGGAAACACAUACUGGGCAUGGAUCAAGAACUACAAUGAAGAGGAUUACACGGAUGCUGUCAAGUUGGGCUCUGCCCUUCUCGAAAAGCAUAUUCAAUUGCAGUCGCCUUCGCGAAUUGAAGAGCUGGUUAAGAUCUUUAUCCACGCCCUCAAGAUGGAAAUUGGCUUUUGGGAGAUGUUCCCUGCCCAGCAGACCUAA